UUCUUGUUGUUUACUUCCCCAAGCAACAAAUUAAAACAAACAAAUCCAAUCUUUUCUUUCAUCGCCUUUCUCUCUCUCUUUCAUAUUAAGCAACAAAUCCAAUCCCCUCAUCUAUCUAUAUUUAAUUCCAAAUUCAAUUAUUUGCUCACAAGAAUAGCCAUGGAGAUGUUUCAGAAAGCCAAGGUGGUUAGAUUGAAGAGCCACCUAGAGAAGUACUUGGUGGCGGACAACGAUCAAGAGCACACCCGGCAGAGCAGAAGAGGCGGCGCGUCACGGAACGCCCGGUGGCACGUCGAGCUCGUGGAGGGCAACAGCCACGUGGUUCGCCUCAAGAGCUGCCAUGGCCGCUACUUGACGGCUUCCGACGAGGCGUUUCUCCUCGGCAUGACCGGAAACAAGGUGCUCCUAACGGCGCCGGCAAACAUGAAGGAUUUGCGGAUUGAGUGGCAGCCCAUUAAGGAUGGGUUUCAGAUAAAAUUGAGAGCUUACGGCGGGACCUAUUUGAGGGGUAACGGCGGCACGCCGCCGUGGAGGAACUCCAUAACGCACGAUAACCCUACCACGGCUUCAACGCACAACUGGAUUUUAUGGGAUGUGGAGGCUGUCGAGGUGCCGGAAGAUGAACAAUUGUCGGAUUAUUUGACGCUAGUUUCAAGUUUUUCAUCACUCUCCGACGAACUUUCCAGCUUGGAUAUGGGUUCACCGGUGUCUAUGCGGUCAAGUUUUUCUCCAAGAAUUUUUAAGACUACCCCUUCGUUCAAUCUCCCAGCCAUGGAGAUGUUCCACCGAGCUAAGACGGUGCGGUUGAGGAGCCACCACGACAAGUACUUGACCGCCGAGGAAGACGAAGAGUCGGUGACCCAAGACCGUAACGGCAACGCCAAGAGCGCGCGGUGGACGGUGGAGUUCCCGGAGAACACCGACAACGCCGUCCGCCUUAAGAGCUGUUACGGCAAGUACUUGACGGCUUCCAACCAGCCGUUUCUGCUCGGCAUGACCGGCCGGAAAGUGCUGCAAACUUUGCCCCGCCGCCUUGAUUCCUCCGUCGAGUGGGAGCCGGUUAGGGAUGGGAAUCAGGUGAAGCUCAGAACAAGGUAUGGGCAGUUCUUGAGGGCCAACGGAGGCUUGCCGCCGUGGAGGAACUCUGUUACGCACGAUAUCCCUCAUCGGACGACGACGCAGGAAUGGAUUCUCUGGGAUGUUCAUGUUGUCGAUAUUCUUGUUCAAUCUCCUGUUCCUAAACCCCCGCCUCCUAUCGUCACUCACUCCGAUUCAUUUGCUUCGGAAUCGAAUUCGCCGUCAACAGCUUCAUCUAAAUCUCAGAGCUUUUCCGGCCAAGAGUCUGGGGAUUCUUUGGAUAAUGUAGCUAGAAUGGUUGGGGAUGGGAGGUUGAUUUUUUAUCGGGUUGCUGACGACUAUGGGGGGCUUGAUGGAGCGGAGGAGCGUUGCAUGCCAUUUAAGGGGAACGGAGUGGAGGAGUUGAAGAAGAGGUUGGAGGAAGAGACGGGGCUCGAGGGCGUUAUCGUUUGCACACGAAGCGUGUUGAAUGGGAAGCUUUAUCCCCUUCGGUUGGAUCUUCCUCCAAACAAUGCAGAUAUGGCUGUUGUCGUUGUCCCAUCCUCUUCUAGAGUGGCGGGAGACUUUGCAACAGCAAGAACGCCAUUAUAAAGCAACUGGCAUGAGGAUUAGAAGAUACCCAUUAUGUUCUUUGAUUCUUUUGGUUUUAUUUAGAGUGUGGUUAUCUAUGAAGUUUUGUAUAUAGACCUUCAAAGGUGAUAGAUAAAGAGUGAAACAUAGAUAUAGAUAUAGUACGGAGUAAAAUUUUUUUACUUUUUUUUUUCUUAGUUGAGAGGAUGAAUGUGAUAUAUUAUACGUUCAGAAUAAAUAAUGCGUGAAUGAGAAAUCAA
Molecule: messenger RNA, 1907 nt
Organism: Ipomoea nil (Japanese morning glory)
Lineage: Eukaryota; Viridiplantae; Streptophyta; Magnoliopsida; Solanales; Convolvulaceae
Exons: 6
Coding region: 160-1668 (502 amino acids)
Source: RefSeq, a predicted model, not a curated record